GUUACGUAUCUCCAUGUUGCUAUUAUUUUAAUUAUAAAUCAUGAGUGAUAAAUCCAAGAUAACAAAACUUCCUCACCAUCUGCAACAGAAACUUUGUCAUACAAGACCACCUUAUAGACAAGGGAAAAAGUUGACAUCCGUGAAGGUUUAUACAAUAAAUGAUGAAUCGAAGCAUUUGAUGAUAUGUGGAGUACCAAAGCUCCAAUUAGGUGAAGAGAUAAAGAAGCUAGUUAAACCUUAUGGAGAUGUAAGAAAAAUUCAUGUAGUACCUGAUUAUCCUACAGAAGAAUUUACAGAUGCAUAUUACAUACAAUAUGGUCGUAUACAAAGUGCAAGAAUAGCAAAGCGUUUUAUUGAUGGUAAAAAUUUUUAUGGGGGCUCGCUACAUAUAUUUUAUGUACCUGAACUGGAAUCUGUAGCAGAAACUGAAGCUAAACUCACUCAACGUAGUAAAGAAGUCACUAUACGCAUAAAGAAAAAUCAGCAAGAUGCUUUGAAUCCGAGUACAGACAAAUUUGUACUCAAAGAACAGUAUCACAGAAGAAAGAGAACACCAGCUUUACCUCUGACAAAGGAACGUUUAAUUAAACAAUACCCUGGAGAAACAUUGACUUCUAUUUAUAAUGGUAUUCCACAAAACAUAGACCCGAGGCCAGUGUCUGAACCUAGUUUACCUUCAACCUCAUACAGUUCUCAAAAUAGUAAAUCAAAUGCACCUGCCAUACCUCAAGCUCCGUAUCAUCCAAGUGAAGCUAUCCUCAAAGAAACAAUACCAAAGUUUGAUACUGCAAGAGGCAAAAAAAGAAAUUAUAAAGGACAAUCUGUUGAUAAUAAUGUAAAAUUCAAAAUAGUAAGACCCCAAAUAGUAAACACAAGCACCAUAGUAAAGUGGGAUACUUCUGAGAGAAAAGUUUUUAGUAAUCCUAAAAAAGUUGAUAGUAAUAUAACUAUUAAAUUAAUUUCGAAAAGUGAUAAUGAUAAGAAGAGAAUUGUAAUAAAGGAUCCAAGUGUGUCACAAUUAAUACAACCAAGCAAAGACCUUCAAGUUUCCAUUCAAGAAGCCAAAUCUCAGAUACGUGCAGCAAUGCACGUAAAUAAUUUGGAGAAAUCAUUGCAAUAA
Messenger RNA from Dufourea novaeangliae, 1120 nucleotides. RefSeq names its product RNA-binding protein 48. Gene Ontology annotation, cellular component: nucleoplasm. NCBI's taxonomy places the organism in Eukaryota, Metazoa, Arthropoda, Insecta, Hymenoptera, Halictidae. Gene Ontology annotation, molecular function: RNA binding. The record is from RefSeq and is a predicted model, not a curated record. The coding region runs from base 41 to 1120 and encodes 359 amino acids. The transcript has 5 exons.